Messenger RNA from Trichophyton benhamiae CBS 112371, 2394 nucleotides. RefSeq lists its product as uncharacterized. The transcript has a single exon. The record is from RefSeq and is a predicted model, not a curated record. The coding region runs from base 1 to 2394 and encodes 797 amino acids. NCBI's taxonomy places the organism in Eukaryota, Fungi, Ascomycota, Eurotiomycetes, Onygenales, Arthrodermataceae.
AUGUCUAGUGACCUACCCGCGCCGUCUCGAGAGGAGCAGCUUCUCCAGGAGCUGGAGAGGUUGAAACGCGCCAACGAAGAGGAGAGAUGUCGUCACGAAGAAGAGAAACGCAAGCUUGAAGAAGAUAGACGACAGCGUUCGGAGGAAAUGAAAGAACAACAAAAGGAGCUCAAUGCAUUGAAGCAACAGGUAAAACCAACGACUCUGCCUGAAUACCUGGAUGCCUGCCAUGCCUACCUAUCUGUUGGCUUCUCUUCACGGGUCGACCAUAAGAAGGGAACCAAGGGGCCCGUUGAGAAUGCAAAAUCCAAACUACGCCCCAGAUACAUCCGUGAAUGGAGAACCUUCCCUCAGGAGCAAGCAAAGGUGUGGGAAUUACUUUUUGAGUCCGACUUUGUCUCUCAGCCCCAUUUUGCCUCUGCAAAUGGAGUAGAGCAAGAAGGCAAAUAUAUAUCACUGAGAAUGCUUAGGUCUGAGCUAGAUCUUGGCUAUUAUGAGCGGUAUACGGUUGAGGAUCGGGUUGCAUUUAUCAUCCAGACUCUUUACGCGGAUCCCAAGCUGCGUAAGACAUUCAAUCUCAUGGGGAGCGUUACAUUUGAAAACCAUGGCAACACUAUCAACCCGGAAUCGGAUGAAGACGUAAAUGCUGGUUUACCAUUACCACCACAGUCUCCGGUGCAGAAACGGCGGAAGCAAACUGACUCAGCUGACCCGCUCACAGUGCAGACGGGAUCCUCACGCCCUCGAGCUGAUCAGUUCUGCGUUUACAAUUCAGGCAAUGAUAAGAUGGUGCCGGCUUUUAUCAUUGAAUACAAGCCACCUCACAAGCUGGUCAUGGAUAGCGCGCUGGACGGACUCCUGGAUAUCGAGGUCGACGAGGUGGUUAUAAGCGGUGAUAACGAUGAUCAAGCCAAGCGUAAUCGCCGCAUGGUAGCUGCGGUCAUCACGCAGACGUUUUCCUAUAUGAUCCAGGCCAGGAUUGAGUUUGGGUAUGUCUCUACUGGUGAACUGUUUAUAUUUCUCCGUAUAGACCCCAACGACCCUACUACUGUGUACUACUAUCGCUCUACACCCAAUGAAGAUGUGGGAGAGAGCACCGGCUGGACUGGCGAUUCGGAUGGCGGGACCAGCGACUCGGACAGCUCUACCAGUGACUCGGGUGGCCAUAAUAGGCUACAUCUCACGGCAAUCGGACAGGUUCUCGCCUUUACACUCCGGGCCCUGAGGUCUCCUCCGCACGGUCAGAACUGGCCGGCGGACACGGAGGAGCGGCUGAAGAAGUGGGAGAUUGAGUUCAACCACGACGUUGUCUUCGGGCUAGAUAGCAGCAGCCCGCCGGAGAAACUGCCUUCUUCCGGCUACAAGCCACCGCAGUCGAGCAGAGAUGAGUAUAUGCGGAUGUCGCCUGUCAGGACAAGAUCGAAACGCCGGACGGCAGCAGCAGCAGCAGCCGCAGCAGCCUCCUCAUGCCGAGAGCCUGAAGAGCCAAACCGUGAGUCCAGCGACGGGGACGACGAGAGUGGGAACUGGGGCAAUGAUCCCAACAGCCCAACCCCAAGACGGCCCCGGCCUUCGUCGAAAAAAGUUCAAGUUGUCGUAUCUUCUCGGGCCCGCCCUCCUCCCCCGACGGAGAGAAAGCGAUACGUGUACAACACGGGUCCGAUCAACCCGUGGUGCACUCAGAAAUGCCUUGCAGGACUGCGGACCCGGGGCCCCCUUGAUCCAAAGUGUCCCAACGUGGCGAUUCAUGGCACCGGCCCUCGACAUGCCAUUGAUGACUUCCAGUUCCGCAAGCUGGUCCGGGAGCAGAUAGAAGGGCCAAAGGGUCCCUGGGGCUGCGAGUCGAUGCACCGCCAUGGAACCUCCGGAGCGCUGUUCUGGGUCACGACUUUCCCGUAUGGGUACACCCUUGUGGCCAAGGCGAUGCCCAUUGAGACGGUCAGGCGCGCCAUCCACGAGGAGAACAUCUACCAGCAGCUGUACAGGAUCCAGGGAGAGUAUGUGCCAGUGUGCCUGGGGAGCAUCGACAUCGCCAGCGGGCCUCUGUGGUACGACGGCAUCUUCCCGGUGGUGCACCUGCUGUUCCUGAGCCACGUCGGAAAGUCCAUCGUCUCGCACGCCCAGGAGAAGAACCGCGUGAGCCUGUUUAUACCGUCGGCCCGCGAGGCGCUGCAGGCGAUCCACCGGCAGCUCACCCUGCACUGCGACACGCACAUCGGCAACAUGUUCUGGAGCCGGGAGAACAAGCGGGUUAUGUUCAUCGACUUUGAGCGGGCGAGGAUAGCCAAGGAGAAAAAGCGCAAGCGGGGGGCCGAGUCGCCGCAGACCCGGGUGCUGGGCACCGAGUUUGAGCGGGAGCUGCGGUCUGCUGCGAGCGAGAUGACCUAUAGAUAG